GACCUUUACAUUAUUAUUUCCUGUCUCCUCCUGCUUUUACUUUGUUUUUCAUCAUUUUGUCCGGAUGUAUGUUAUCAAAUCCCACAAAUUCUUCUCGUCCGGACACUAUAAAAUUGAGCCAUAAUUCUGCUCCUUGCACUCUCUUUCUCUAAUUCCUGUAAUAUAUAUAUAUAUACUAUUUUUGUUUCCCAGCUAGCUUUCAUGGAGCCUUUGCCUGAUGAUGCUAAUAACUCUACUUGUUUAGAUUUAACCAUAGCCAUGCCUGGCAUAAUCUCUUCUUCUCCACUAUCUUUCCCAUCUUCAGGGGAAAGUGGUGGAGUGGCAAUGAAAGAAGUGGACAUAAAUGAAGCACCCUUCGAAGAAUGCAUGGAGGAAGAAGACGAUGAUCACGAAAGCCCAAUUCCAGGCCCAGGCCCAAGAAAGAAGCUCCGUCUCACCAAAGAACAGUCCUGUCUUCUUGAACAAAGCUUCUUACAAAAUCACACCUUAAACCAUAAACAGAAGGACAUUUUGGCCAUGGAAUUAAAAUUGAAACCAAGGCAAGUGGAAGUCUGGUUUCAAAACCGUAGGGCAAGGAGCAAGACGAAGCAAAGAGAGAUGGAGUGCGAGUACUUGAAGCAAUGGUUUGGACGACUAACGGAAGAAAACAAGAAGCUACAAAAGGAGGUCCGAGAUAUGAAGGCAGUACCGCCACGUAGCCCACACUCCACCCUCACUAUGUGUCCCAGAUGUCAGCUUGUUGCCACCACCCUAUACAAACAAAGCAUUUCAUCUUGAUAAUCCUCCUAAUUUUAAUUGCUUUCUAAUGCAUGCAUAUAGGGCUUCAUUUUUCUUUUCUUAUAAGUUAUUCUCAUAACUAGAGUCUGAUUUAGCAAUAUAAAGUUAACGUCCGGUCUAAUCU
Molecule: messenger RNA, 901 nt
Organism: Striga asiatica
Lineage: Eukaryota; Viridiplantae; Streptophyta; Magnoliopsida; Lamiales; Orobanchaceae
Source: the annotation of a GenBank genome assembly